Molecule: messenger RNA, 1544 nt
Organism: Pleuronectes platessa (European plaice)
Lineage: Eukaryota; Metazoa; Chordata; Actinopteri; Pleuronectiformes; Pleuronectidae
Gene: nup37
Product: nucleoporin 37
Exons: 11
Coding region: 128-1519 (463 amino acids)
Cellular component (GO): nuclear pore outer ring
Molecular function (GO): protein binding
Source: RefSeq, a predicted model, not a curated record
CUUCAAACCUUUAACAAUCAAGCAGAAUCACUCCCUCAGUAUAUAACGCAGCCCAAAGCCCAGUCGCUACAGUCGUCAGUCGAGCUCAGAUCAGUCCCGGCCUUCAGAACCAAAUAGUGUAGAUACCAUGAUCUCAGUCUCCUCCGUCGUCUUUACUCUGGUGCUGUUCUCUGAGCUGAACAGCCCCUUGGUAACUGUAGCUUCACCUACGACGAAAGGAGAAGAUGGUGUAAUAGAGCAAGACGGCCUGAGUUCCUUUCUGGGAGACGAACCCAUGAUGGAGCAGGCCAUGGUCCCGCCUGUGUACAGAGGAAGCCUCAUGCUGGACAACGGCAUCAGAGAUGAAGAGGGGAACCCUAAGAUCUUCAUCCUCUCGGACAUGAGGCAGAAGGGACACGGGACUCGGGGGCUGAACUCGGGCCUCAGCCGGAGCCUUCCUCUGCUCGCAGACCACAAGUUGAGCCGCACUCCGGCCGAGUACAGUUUCAAAAUGGACCGAAGAGACACCGACAUCAACACCGCUCGUACCACAGCACACAUCAUGCAGGAGGACUCCAGCCGCAGUCCCAGCUACACGGUGCCAUGCGAGGACUACGUCCACGUGGUGGAGUUCAGUCCGUUCACCUCAGGAACCCCCGCCUCCCUCCUGGCCUACGGUGGAAACCAGUAUGUGGUAGUGAGCACCUGCCUCUUCCCGGAGGAGGACAUGGAGCUGGAAGGAGUUGAGUUAAAUGUCCUUCGAGCUUUCCAUCAUGAACUACGUGUCGAUGCUCUCGCCUGGAGCCCUGAAUCCCGACUGGACAGGAUACCCACCAUCAGAUUUUGCACCGCUGCAGCCGACAGAAAGCUACGCCUGCUGACAUCUGAUCUCCAGGAUAGGCAUGAAGUCAAGGUGAUGGAGGGCCACACCAGCUACAUUAACCAUUUGGUGUUCGAGCCCUCAGAAGGGAAACAGAUUGCUUCCGUCAGUGACGACCACACUUGCAGGGUGUGGGACCUGGACGGGAAUGAAAGCAUCACUCUCAGACUUCGCUCUCCUGGCAUCAGCGUGUGCUGGCACCCAGAGGAAGUCUUUAAGCUGAUGGUGGCGGAGAAGAAGGGGACGAUUCGCUUCUACGACCUGGUCACCCAGCAGGCCAUCCUGUCACUGGACUGCGGCCAGUCCCCUCUGAUGUCGGCCGACUGGUGCCUCACCAACACCAUCAAAGUGGGCGCAGUGGCAGGAAACGACUGGCUCAUCUGGGACAUAACUCGCUCCAGUUACCCACAAGAGAAACGACCAGCCCACAUAGAUAAAGCCCGGUUAUUCAAGUGGUCUCGAGCCAACGAAAACCUCUUUGCCACCACUGGAUGUCCGGGAAAAAUCAGCAGUCAGUUACUCAUCCACCAUCUCGGACACCCACAGCCUGUGAUGAUCGGAUCAGCCACAGUGGGAUCAGGCCUCAGUUGGCACCGGACACUUCCGCUCUGUGUGAUCGGCGGCGACAGGAAACUUUGCUUUUGGAUGACUGAGAUGUAGACGCCUGUGCAGCACUCCCCCCCCC